AUGUCCAUUACGGAUGAACGAGCAAAAGAAGCAUUUCCAGCGUUGAAGUGUGUCCUGUAUGAUACGUAUUCGAAAGAACUACCUAAGAACUUACGAAUACGUGCUCAAUGUGAAUGGAAAAUUGUCCAAACUAUCCAAUGUCUUCUACGUCAUCGAUCAGACAUUGCCAUACGUCGAACUGAUAAAAGCAAAGUAUUUUAUAUCGGUAAAGUGGAUGAUUUUACACGUAAUGCAGAAGAAUAUAUGCUCAAAAUACAAGCUUAUGAAAAACUUACCAGCGGUCGGUGUCCUCUGAUAGAUUGUUUUAAUGCUGUACAAGCUUUACUCGAUUUUCUCGUGAUGAAAAAUGCACUUACCCAAAAUCAACGGAAUCAAUUAUCUCUAAAACUAGGUAAUUCAGAAUUAGGUCACUAUCAUGAUCUAUCUAAAGCACACAAACCGGGAACACCAUUAGGUCCUAUCAUUGCCAGUAUGUAUGCACCAGCAACAUUGCUCUCGAAGUUUCUGAAUGACCUCUUAGCACCUAUAUUUCUAAAAGUUGCUCGUGACACAACGUAUAUCAAUGGCAUUGACGUUGUCCGAAAACUGGAAACAUAUGUAGCAAAUGGUUAUGUGAAAUCUACAACGCAAUUCGUUACAGCUGAUGUCAUUGAUUUGUAUAUCAUGAUUCCACGACAAGGUGCACUCGAAGCGUUAGCUCGAUUUUGUAUUCAACAUGCAUAA
Messenger RNA from Didymodactylos carnosus, 723 nucleotides. NCBI's taxonomy places the organism in Eukaryota, Metazoa, Rotifera, Eurotatoria, Philodinida, Philodinidae. The record is from the annotation of a GenBank genome assembly.